ACCGCCGUCCGCGCGCGCCGCGUAGUUUGAUGCAGCGCUGAGAGUUUUGUUGUUUGCUGUUGUGACGACCGCCGCGUUUCCUUGGCGACAUCAUAACAAACCGAAAACGAUGGCGAGCGACGCGGAAGAAGUUUUACCAAAAGAAGACUGUCAACCAUGCACAAUUUGCGGGAGGACAUUCCUGCCGCAAUCGCUGGUGAAACACAUGAAGAUCUGCGAGAAGAACGCAAGUAAACGACGUAAACCCUUCGAUUCACAACGCCAGCGCGUCGAGGGCACCGAUCUGGCACUGUUUCAUAUGCCAACAUUUAAAAAAUCCACAGUGCCGCCACCACCACCACCGCGGGCGUCGUCACCACCAAAGCCAAUGGAGAAAAAGGUUUUCACACCAGUCACGGCCAAACCAUCACCCAUCAAAAUUGAGAUUCCUGUCAAGAUUGAAGCGCCGGUCAAACCUGCGCUACCGGAAAAACCUGAACCACCUGCCAAAGUACCUGUGCGUGUGCGUAACUCCGUUGUAUCAUCAGUGGCGACUGAACGAUGUCCACACUGCGAGCGCCAAUUUGCUGCGAGGUCCUACGAACGGCACGAGCUUUGGUGUCGAGAGAAACACGCAUGUAAGCCCUCAAUGGUCCUGAAUAAUUGUAGAUCUGAGGCGAAGGAGCGCUUAGAUGCGCGUUUAAGUUACCGUGUCCCUACGUUUGUUAAACGUACAGUCAAAGAGAAGUAUCAGCCAUCUUCAAAAGAAGAAAAGAAGAAUACCACAAUAAGCACCACCAACAAGUCAAACACCACUUCUGACACCGACACCUACAAUCCGUUUCUCACUGCGGAGCGACAACUGAUGGAACUGCUCGAAUGCAACGAUUUUAAACCCUACCACAAAUCCACCAACAAAAACCACACCCAGUCCAAAUCACCAUCUUCCAAACCCUAUAAACCUAUAAUUACAAACGCGGGUAAAACAAAAAAGCGUCAGUCUGUCAUUGAUCCACCUGGAGACUUCAAGGAUACACGACGUGCGUCCGAGGAAGACAUCAACUUCGAAAUGUUGGAGAAUUUCAUCAAUGACAACUUUAGUAAUGAGGAAAUGCACAAACUUGACUUGGAUACCAUAUCCUUGGACAGUUGCAGUACAAAAAACAACGAUAACACCAGCUCGUACUUUGAUGACGUGUCGAUAGACCCACGAUUAAUCAACGAUUUCGAUAACUUGUCCAUUCCGGACCAUCUUGACACGCACAACACCUCCACGACAACCAGUAAACGUUAUCAUCCAGAGCCACCCGAGCACAAAUCCGAUGUUGUUUCAAACCCUGUCUUUUACAGCAUGUGCUCACUGUCACCGAAACCACAAUCGUCGGAAGUCACUGGAGUGAAGAGCGAGUUUCAAAUGUCGCCGUUGUCGCCUGCUAACCUGAGCGUACCUUUUUCGACUUUUGAAUUGUUUUCGCCCGGUGAUGAAAUCUACGAAGAGUACAAACAGCUGGAGGAGACUUACGUUCAUGAACGAGGCGAACAGCUUCAUCUUCUCGCGCAGAGUCACCAGGAUUAUCAAGGACAAGCAGUACAUGCCGAUUCGGCUUAUGCCAGUUUGAAUCGAACACCACGGACGAAAAUACGAUCAAAAGUGAUGCAGAUAAGUCCAUUGGAACCACCAGCUUACCAGAUAGACCAUGAAAAGGCUCAAAAGAAAGAAGAAAAUGUAGAUGGCGCACAAAUCGGCGCAAGAUCUAGUCACGCUGCUGGCGAAAAAGGCGACGAUGGCAAAAUCAGUCGCAAUAGUCACUUGCAAUCGGUUUUCGCAAAGUUUUGCCAUCACUGCGGUAAAACCUACCCGAUCGCCACCGCCAAAUUCUGCGUUUGGUGUGGCCACGAACGCCUUGUGCUCUAAUACCGAAAAAAAUUGACAUUUUAUCAAUUUCUUAAAAUUUUAUUCAGCCUCGGUGCAUUUUUUACCAUUUUGACGCAGAUGCGUAACUUAUACCAAUUCAUUACUAGUGACUAAUUACCAAUACCAAUGAGUGUCAUACGCAACAUUUAUAUUAACGUGUGUACUAUUGUACAAUUGACUAUAAUUCUCGGAAAAAGCAUCCGAGAUUUUUUUGUCUCGGAUGUAUCUAUUUCACGCUUUGUAGUAAUGCCUAUUAACUUAACUUAUUACUCAAUUGUAUUUGUAUAUUGAACGUCGUGGCAUUAAAAUUGCGUGAGCAGUGUCGGCGCAUUCCGUUAUUAUUAUUAUUAUAUUUACGCUUGCGCUUAAUAAUUAUUAAUUAUUUUCGAAUGAUAAAGAACUGACUAAAACUA
Messenger RNA from Dalotia coriaria, 2307 nucleotides. RefSeq names its product zinc finger C2HC domain-containing protein 1A-like. The coding region runs from base 110 to 1894 and encodes 594 amino acids. Lineage: Eukaryota; Metazoa; Arthropoda; Insecta; Coleoptera; Staphylinidae. The record is from RefSeq and is a predicted model, not a curated record. The transcript is spliced from 5 exons.